This is a messenger RNA of Macrosiphum euphorbiae (potato aphid), 921 nucleotides long. The record is from the annotation of a GenBank genome assembly. Lineage: Eukaryota; Metazoa; Arthropoda; Insecta; Hemiptera; Aphididae.
AUGGCUACCGGCGAAUCAUUUCGGUCAUUGGCAUUUGCGUUUAGGAUAUCUCAAAGUUAUAUCACUCGUAUUAUACUGUUGGUUUUAAAAAGUUUGAGUUCACGACUAACUGGUAAAUUAUUAAAACCACCAUCGCCAGAAGAUUUGAUACGAAUUGCAGGUGAAUAUUGGGAUAGAUGGAACUUUCCAAAUUGUGUUGGUGCAAUCGAUGGAAAGCAUAUUAGAAUAUUUUGUCCGGGAAAGAGUGGUUCUUUGUUUUUUAAUUAUGAAGACUAUUUUUCAAUUGUCUUAUUAGCUAUUGUGGAUGCUAAUUGUAAAUUUAUUUAUGUCGACAUUGGCUCGUACGGAAAAGAAGGUGAUAGUGGCAUAUUUGGAAAAUCAAGUUUGAACCAAUUAAUUAAACAAAAAGAAUACUUUCCGCCAGAAAAAAAACUUCCAAAUUCGGAAAUAAGCUUACCAUUUGUUCAUGUCGGCGAUGAAGCUUUCCGUCUGGAGACACAUAUGAUGAGACCAUACACUCGUGGAGAAGCCCGGAAUGAUAACAAAAAAAUUAUUUUCAACUAUCGUUUGUCAAGAGCUCGGAGAACUACAGAAAAUAGUUUUGGUCUUUUAAGCCAAGUAUUUAGGGUUUUUUAUACUCCCAUUUCUUUGAAAACCGAAACAACUGAUCAACUAGUUUUAUCAGCCUGUUGCCUCCAUAAUCUUCUCCGGGAUAGAUAUUUAGAAAACGUGCCUAAUUAUUAUUAUAAUUAUGAUCCAAACGAACCUCAACCUUUGAAGAACAUGAUGUCUCUUGCUAAAUCUGGAGGUUACGCAAAUUUCGAAGGAUUUUUGGUAAGGGAUGAAUUUACAAAUUUUUUCAAUAGUGAACAAGGAGCUGUUUCAUGGCAAGACAGCCGAACACAGGAAACUGACAUUUAA